AUGCGUCAAUCACAGGCAUUUCUGCCUUGGUCGGUGUUGCUGGCUUCGCUGGGGGCAGUCCAGGCAAGGCUCGACUUGAGCUCGGGCAGCAACGUUGUGGUCUACUGGGGUCAAAACUCGCUUCAGGGAAAGGGUGGUGAGGUCCAGCAGUCACUGGAACAUUACUGCGAAAAUGAUGACAUUGAUGUCAUUCCUAUCGCAUUCGACAUGAUGGUCAAUGGACCUGGAGGUGCUCCAGAGAUCGACUUCUCUGUCACUAGCCAGGACUGUGAUGUGUUCCCGGGCACACAGUUGAAGAAUUGCCCCAAGAUUGGCCAGGACAUCCAAACGUGCCAGGACAAAGGAAAGACAAUUCUCUUGUCCAUUGGUGGCGCAACUUACAGCGAAGGGGGUUUCAAGUCGGAGGCGGAUGCCAAAGACGGUGCAAAGCUCAUCUGGGAAACCUUUGGACCAGAACAAGCUGACUCCAAGGCUUUGCGACCAUUUGGCAAAACCAGUCUAGAUGGAUUCGACUUUGACUUUGAAGCCAGUGUCCAAAACAUGGCUCCCUUUGCUAACGAGUUGCGAUCACUGAUGGAUACAGACAAGAGCAAGCAGUACUUCCUUACGGCAGCCCCGCAAUGCCCAUACCCCGAUGCAGCCGACAAAGAUAUCCUGAACGGCCCUGUCUUCAUUGAUGCUGUCUGGGUCCAGUUUUACAACAACUUCUGUGGCGUGAACAACUUCGACACCAACUCGGCAAACUCCAAGUACAACUUUGAAGAAUGGGAUAAUUGGGCCAAGACGGUGUCAAAGAACAAGAACGUAAAGGUAAUGAUCGGUGUUCCAGCCGAUACGACAGCCGCCAGCACUGGAUAUGUGCCCGUCGACAAAGUGGCCGAUGUGAUCGAGUAUACGAAGAAGUUCGAGAGCUUUGGAGGUGUAAUGAUGUGGGAUACAUCUCAGGCAUAUGCGAACCAGGGGUUCAUUGAUGGUGUGCGCAAGGCACUUGGUGGUCCGAAUUCCGGUUCGUCGUCGUCGUCCACCUCGGCGUCGACUACGGCGUCUGCACCAACCUCAACUAACUCACCGAAUACCUCGCUAUCUUCCAAUGCACCCGGAUCCUCGUCCUCUUCUUCCUCCUCCUCUGGAUCUGGCUCCUCAUCCAGUGGUCAUGAGGACCCGGCACCCACCCCCGCUCCUACCACCACUACCACCAAGCCAGCCGACAACCCGAAGCCUACCGAGACCACUACGAAGGCUGCGCCUGCGCCUACUACCGCCAAGCCCGCUGACCAGCCAACUGCCACGACCAAGACGGAGGCUGCGCCCAAGCCGACUACCACUUCCAAGUCCGAGGCCGUUGCCCCCAAGCCAACUACAACGACUACGAAGCCUGCGCCCGCUGCGCAGCCAACAACCACCGAGGCCGCCCCUGUGCCGACUAAGAAGCCAACUACUACUGAGCCUGCGCCUGCUCCCAAAUCGACUACGACUACCCGACCCUCUGUCAUUGAUGACGAUGAUUUCUCCGAUCCUGAUCUUAGCCCCAUGGACGAUUCAAGCGAUGAUGAUGAUAUCGAUAAUUCGCCCAAGAGCAGCGCAAUUAAGAAUGGCGCAUCCAAGAGCAGCAGCAGUGCGAUCAAGGAUAGCGCGACAAAAGAUACUACACCAAAGAACGAGCUUAUUGGCUCAGAUCUCUUCGGUCUCCUGAAGGGUCUGAAACAGGCCAACGGCGUCGUCCAGGGCCUCACCAACGGCCUGACCAAAGGCCUGACUAAGAACCUUCGCCGUGCGAAGCGCAUUGGAUACAACUAA
Molecule: messenger RNA, 1797 nt
Organism: Penicillium verhagenii
Lineage: Eukaryota; Fungi; Ascomycota; Eurotiomycetes; Eurotiales; Aspergillaceae
Product: glycoside hydrolase family 18 protein
Exons: 5
Coding region: 1-1797 (598 amino acids)
Biological process (GO): carbohydrate metabolic process
Cellular component (GO): extracellular region
Molecular function (GO): chitinase activity
Source: RefSeq, a predicted model, not a curated record